Messenger RNA from Felis catus (domestic cat), 2803 nucleotides. RefSeq lists its product as uncharacterized. Lineage: Eukaryota; Metazoa; Chordata; Mammalia; Carnivora; Felidae. Bases 347 to 949 code for a protein of 200 amino acids. The record is from RefSeq and is a predicted model, not a curated record. The transcript is spliced from 3 exons.
CUCUCUCACACAGUGCUCGCUGCAAAUUCCACCCUAACUACACACGGAAAAGAAGUAGGCAGGAAAGGCCCCAGAUGAGCCCUUGAGCUGUUUGGGGGGCGCUUCCCACACAUGAGGAAAAAAGCCAUUAUCCCAAGGACGGGAACCCCCUUCGUUUGGCCGGCUACGCGAGUAAUCCCCCCGCGGGGCCUGAGCGGGGACCGGGUGGAAGAGAGAGACCGACGGCUCCGGAACUCCCGCUGCAGACCACAUGGGGCGGGUCUGACUCCGGUUUCCCGCUCCGCGACCAGGAGGCCGAGACUUCCCCCAGACACAGACAUGAUGAGAACCGAAGGGAAAGCGGGGGAUGGCUCGACCCCAGGCCGUCUCCCAGCGGCUCCCCAGUCUCUGCCCGCCAGGGCCGGGGUGCGCUCCCACGCCCCAGGCGGCCCCCCGCCAGCCCACCCCGAUGGGGCCCGCUUUGAUCACAGCUCCUACGCCCUCGCUUUCCUUACCGGCCAGGGCGAGUGUCAAGCGGAGUGUGUCUGCGCACUUCGAGAGUCUCUGCCGCGCUCUGAUCGAGGGAAGGGGAAGGGGAGGCGAGGGGUGGGGGGGGAUGGAAGGACCACCCGACCGGGGAAGCCGAAGCUGCGGAUGGACAAACCGCCAAAGCACUUUCGCUGCUUCCCGAGAGGGAGAGAGCGAGCGAGAAAAAGAAGCAAGAUGGCGGCUAGCCAGCCCCUACGUACUACGUCAUGCCGCGGCGUACGUAAGGCAAAUCUCCGCAAGACCGCCCUCCGGCGCAGAGACGGCCCGAUCACGUGAGGCCUCCGUGGCGGCCCAACCCCGGCGGAAGGCGACGGCGCCUCCUGCUGGAAGGAGGGAGUUCCUGCAAUCGGGGUUCCCGCCGCGGGAAUUGUUCUCAGGAAUGAAUAAGAUGAUGUCGAGAAGUUCCCACCGCAGGGUGUGACACGUUCUUUCGUCUUUCCAACUUUGAAUGCGAAGUAUUCAAGUGCAAGUAUCAAACCUUGUCAUCAUUUUGUGUGUGUGGCAUAAGUAAAGUAUACAGUAGAUAGCCGAUAAGUAGUUACAUUGAAUGCCAGGAGGUAUUUCUGGGGGCUAGCUGGGGUUUAAGAUUUUAGUUUACUUACUUCACAAGUCAAGGGGUAAAUAAAGCAAAGUUUUCUAAUCACUGUCACUGUUUCGCAGUUGCGUGAGAUUGUUGCUGUGUUCACAGGGUGGAAUUGGACUGCGAUCAGAGUGACUCUCCAUCUAUCUAGGCCAGACAAUGCAAGAUACUUACAAGGUACAUGGAAGAUACAGAGACCUGUAGACGGUGGAAGGGGUCAGAAUUCAUGGAGUUGCCAAUUUCCACAGUUUGGACCUUAGAAGGAAGAAGAAGUAAUCUGCAUGAUAAGACCCCUGCCCUGCUCCUUGAGGGAAGAUGCACAGGCCUGAACUCUCAGAACUCUGCCCCACCUUCCUUCCUAUAAAAACCUUCAGAUACAACUCUCUGCUACUUGCUAGGUGAGAAGCUCCCCACACUGGAGCUGCUUAGCAAAACCCAUUAGGUCUUGGAAUUUAGUUGGUUGAAUUUUAUUUUUUUUAAAAGGGAGUAAUUGUGGCCUGUCACCCAAUUGCUGUUUAUUUGUGUGUGUGUGUGUGUGUGUGUGAUAUUUGAAUUUCUGGCCGUGAGUCUUUGGGGGCUGUUUUGUACUACCUCUGCGUGGCAGAUAGUUGAGUCAUAGGAUACACUUUUUAUUAGAGAGGGACCGAGGGAGAGAGAGAAUCCUAAACAGGUUCCACACUCAAUGUGGAGCCCGAUGUGGGGCCCCAUCCCAUGACCCUAAGAUCGUGACCUGAGCUGAAAUCAAGAGUCGGACGCUCAACCGGCUGAGCCACCCAGGCACCCCCAUAGGAUACACUAUUAACAUAGGGCUUUUGAAGUAACUAAGCCUCAUGGCUUGUCAUGGAUGCAGGGUCUGACAAUCACCCUACUUUAGCUUUAAAUUUAUCUUUUGUAAAAUUUUCCAUAAUUGCCCUAAAAAUGCUUUUUUUUCCCCUGAAAAAAAUAUGAUUAAAUAUAUUAAGCUCAUGUUGAAUUAAAAUAUCAGGAAGAAAUGGAUAACUAAAAAUAACAGGAUAUGAUUAAUGGUUUUGAUUCAUAGCCUAUUUUUAUCCUUUUCUGGAAUCUGAGUGUCCAGAUUUGUAUUUGCAGAGCAGUACAGGAAACACUGAGAUUGGAACAUUUGGUUUUGAAAUUCUCUUCUUUUGCAUUCUUAACUUUGGGGAAAGACUAUCACUUGAGAAUUUGAUCCAUUAGUGAAUACUAAUAGAGUGGUUUUUCCUGGACUAGAUGUUAGCCUAUGUAAGAAUUCAUUGUUAAUUUUACAGGGUGUGAUGAUGUUGUUGUGGUUAUGUUGUUUAAAAACCCUCAUCUCUUAGAGAUAUACAUAGAAAUAUUUAUAGAUAAAAUGAUAUACACCUUGGUUUCACUUUAAAAAUAUUCCAGCCGAGGGGCUCCUGGCUGGCUCUUGAUCUUGGGUCCUGAGCUCAAGGACCUGGGUCCUUGAUCUUGGGUCCUGAGCUCAAGGAUGUUGGGUGUGGAGCUUACUUAAAAAAUUUUAAAAAAAUAUUCUGGCCAAACAAAACAAAGCAAGAAGAAAAUGGAGAAGUAUAUGUAAUAAGAACGGCACAAUGUUCUUCAUACCUGUCAGAGUGGCUAAAAUCAACAACACAAGAAACAGGUAUUGGCAAGGAUGUGGAGAAAAAGGAAACCUCGCGCAUCGUUGGUGGGAAUGCAAACUGGUGCAGCCACUGUGGA